Messenger RNA from Peromyscus californicus insignis, 3011 nucleotides. RefSeq names its product EMI domain containing 1 (gene Emid1). Gene Ontology annotation, molecular function: protein binding. The record is from RefSeq and is a predicted model, not a curated record. NCBI's taxonomy places the organism in Eukaryota, Metazoa, Chordata, Mammalia, Rodentia, Cricetidae. The coding region runs from base 223 to 1599 and encodes 458 amino acids. Gene Ontology annotation, cellular component: collagen type II trimer. The transcript is spliced from 14 exons.
CUGCGGGUCCCCUCUCUGGGCCUCCGUGUCUUCACAUGUAAAGCAGCCUGGGCCUGGGCGUCUUCUGCGUCACUUGGACAACUUUGCCGGCCCAGCACAGAGUGAUGAAAAGCGCCAGCUCGGACAGGAUGUGCGGGGUGAGAUGCCCAGGACAAUGGCACAGCUCAGAAAGCCUUUGUUGGGUCGACUGGGCGGAUCCCGCAUGUUUCGGGUUCCUCCGAGAUGUCAGAGCAGGGUGCCUCGGGGCGUGACUACUCGGGAGUGGUGGGUUCGGGUCCUGGCAGCGUCCGGGGGCCGCGGCCAGGGCCUUGGUCUCCCGGUCCGUGGAGCAGGAACUGGUGCUCCUACGUGGUGACCCGUACUGUCUCCUGCCAUGUGCAGAAUGGCACCUACCUCCAGCGAGUGCUGCAGAACUGCCCGUGGCCCAUGGGCUGCCCUGGGAGCAGCUACAGAACUGUGGUGAGGCCCACGUACAAAGUGAUGUACAAGACAGUGACUGCCCGUGAAUGGAGGUGCUGCCCUGGACACUCAGGGGUGACCUGUGAGGAAGGCUCCCCUGGCGUCCUGGAGCCUACAUGGUCAGGAAGCACCAUGCGGCGGAUGGCAGUGCGGCCCACAGCAUUCUCAGGUUGUCUCAACUGCAGCAGAGUGUCUGAGCUGACCGAGAGGCUGAAGGCGCUGGAGGCCAAGGUGGCUGUUCUGAGUGUCACAGAGCAGACAGUGUCCUCGAUCCCAGCUCCCCCUGAGGACUCUGCCCUGCUUUGGGGAUCCCCAGCUACCCAGGGCAGCCCUGGAGGUGGAGACCUGCAGGACAGAGUUGAUCCUUGGGAGCUGCCUGGGCCCACGGGCCCCAAGGGGGACACUGGCAGCCAGGGCUCAGUGAGGAUGAGAGGCCCACCAGGUCCACAGGGACCCCCAGGACGCCCUGGCCAGACCGGGGCUUCAGGCAUCCCUGGAGAGAUGGGCCCUCCAGGCCCUCCAGGCCCUCCUGGGCCCCCAGGACCUCCAGCCCCUGCUGGGCCACCCCAUGCCCACAUCUCCCUACAUGGAGAUCCAUUACUGUCUAAUACCUUCACCGAGACUGGCAGCCACUGGCCCCAAGGACCCACUGGGCCCCCAGGCCCUCCGGGCCCCCCAGGGCCCAUGGGUCCUCCUGGACUUCCUGGCCCUGCGGGUGCCCCUGGGAGUCCUGGACACAUGGGAACCCCAGGCCCUUCUGGACCCAAAGGAAGCUCUGGCCCCCCGGGGGAGAAGGGUGAGAGGGGACUGCCUGGGGAACCUGGCCCCCAAGGGCUAAUGGGGUUGCAGGGAGAACCUGGCCCCAAAGGAGACCCUGGAGAGAAGAUCCACUGGGCUCCUAGCUUACAGAGCUUCCUGCAGCAGCAGGCCCAGCUGGAGCUCCUGGCCAGACGGGUCACCCUGCUGGAAGCCAUCAUCUGGCCAGGUAAUGGCAGGGUGGGCAGGCAGGGGCAAACCCUCCCAGGAAGGGCCUGGGGCAGGCUUGGGCAUGAAGAAGAUGCCUCCCAGUGCUGGGUCUGGGCCAGAAGACACUGGAUCCUUCCAUUGAUCAAGGAAGUAGAGCCUGGCACAGGGAACUAGCUUUCCUGUUCCGGCAGUCACCUAUCGGCACAGGCUCCAGCACGGCCAAUAGAUGUAGCCCUGCCCUUGUGCAUCUUACGGUUGGGGUAGGGGCUGGCACUGGCAGCAAAAGCCAAGAAGAGAUGAGUGACAGAGUAGAUAUGCCUCUGGCCUGCUGGGGACAUGGCUCCAUGGUAGAGCACUUACCUCGCAUGUACAAGUCCUUGGGUUCAGUUGUCACCCUGAGGGAGGGAGACAGUUCGUGAGCGGGACAGUCUAGGAGGGCUUCCUGGAGGUGAUGUCUCAGUGAAGACCAGAAGGGCAAGGAUCGUAGGUGAUUGAACAAGCAGAGGAAGAUCAGAGGUUAAGACAUCUACAGGGUUUCCUCAAGGUGGAGACUAACACUGAGCAGAACUGGACUGGGAAGGUUCUAGAAGGCUGGUUCAGGCAGCAUGAAAGGCAGUUAGGCUUCUGGCUGGGGGUGGGGGCAGUCCCUUCCCCUGCACCUGACUCCUGAGGUGAAGCUAAUGAGGCCAUACCUGGUGUGGGGAGAUGGGGCUGGCCGGGCACAGGUGUGGGUUGCUUCUCAUUUGCCCACUGAGAGUCCCUCCCCCCAACUGGCUGUCCUUUGCCCCUUCCAGCCUCUGCCCUGUCUCACAGCCCACAUGCACAUCCAUGCCCAGAGGCCUCCAUAUUGUGUCCAACCUCCCCUCUUAUAAAGCUAAGAACUGAGAGCCUAAGUGCGGAGGAGGUUCAGGGUUAAAACCAGUCCUUGGUUCUACAAAACCAGGAAGCAGCUGCUCAACGCUAGGCUUAGAUGGCACUGGGCCCUGCAAAGUAGCGGGGCUCUGGGGAGCUGUCCGUCAGGCACUGUAGAGACUCAAAGGGAGUACCCAGGGAUUGGGCCCUUCCGGCUGCACUUCUUGGAAGAGGGGGAUCAGAGAAGACACAUGGUUGUGCCUGGAUGUGAGAGGGACAACCUUGACAGGAAAUCUACUGUGAGAUAAGAUCUAGAGGUUAGCGUGUGUGUUGUCCAAGCCAAGAGUGGUGGCUCCAUGCCUAAGAUCCCAGCACUGGAAGGCUGAGACCGGAGGAUAGCAAAUUUGAGGUCAGCCUGGGCUGCUGAGCAAAAGUUUGUCAACAAAACAAAAAAAACACAGUGCCCACAGUCUGUUUCUAAUUCCCCACCAUUAGCCAUGUGGCUUCUCUAAACUCUAGAAACAUCGGGGACUAUGUUUCAGCAGACCUCACCAGCCUUGUCCUUGCCUGAGGAGGGGAGACCGAAGUCUUGAUGGAGACAUACGAGCCCCUACCCUGAAGCCUCUUGGCACCUGUUCUCCAUCCCCGUUGCUUCCAAAUGACCUGAGGGACCACUGGGAACAAAGAGCCAAACUCCAGAGUCUCAGCACUUUGUCAGCCCACCCCCACCCCCC